Penaeus indicus is the source of this 345-nucleotide messenger RNA. RefSeq lists its product as uncharacterized. The transcript has 2 exons. Lineage: Eukaryota; Metazoa; Arthropoda; Malacostraca; Decapoda; Penaeidae. Bases 1 to 345 code for a protein of 114 amino acids. The record is from RefSeq and is a predicted model, not a curated record.
AUGGAUGGAGUAAAAGUUGGAGUGCUCAAUGUAAAUAACAUCCGACAUGCAGACGAUACUGCCAUUGUUGCAGAUUCAGAAGAACAGCUACAAAACCUCCUUAAUGUAAUAGCAGACGGAAGUAGAAAAUUUGGGCUAGAUACUAACAAAAGAAUGACCUUCAGUAUGACCAUUUCAAAGGAGAAUGACAAUAAGCGAAGCAAUGAAAAAGCAACCCGAGGCGGCAGAAAUGUGGCUCUUACGGAAGAUGAUGAUCUGGACAAAGAAGGUAACGAAUGGAAAUGUAUUGAGAAAAGCCCAGACGGAAAGACAAUUAGUAAAGCAAAUAGUGAAAAGACAAUGUAG